Messenger RNA from Dufourea novaeangliae, 630 nucleotides. RefSeq names its product cytochrome b5-like. Gene Ontology annotation, molecular function: heme binding. The record is from RefSeq and is a predicted model, not a curated record. Lineage: Eukaryota; Metazoa; Arthropoda; Insecta; Hymenoptera; Halictidae. Bases 141 to 548 code for a protein of 135 amino acids. Gene Ontology annotation, cellular component: membrane; intracellular membrane-bounded organelle. The transcript has 3 exons.
CCUCGAUCAGCUGCGCCUCGAAUAAUCGACAUUUCUUUUCCCUCGGCUCGUAGGAUCGUACAGGCACGAUCGAUUGAAUAUCCAGAUUCUUCUCGCCCGUAGAUCGCAACACAGGCCAUUUUGUGAAGCAGCUUGAAAAGAUGUCGAAGGUCUACUCAGCGAACGAGGUGGCCAGGCACAAUCAGGAGAACGAUCUCUGGAUCGUGUACAAGGACGGUGUGUACGACGUGACGAAGUUUCUGAAGGAACACCCGGGUGGGGAGGAAGUGUUAAUCGAGCUAGGCGGAAGGGACGCGACCAAGUGCUUCGAUGACAUCGGGCAUACGAUCGAAGCCGUACAACUGCGUGAGACUUACAAGAUCGGGACUGUGACUGGUUUCGUUUCUGGAGAGCCAACCGGUUCCAGUGGAGGUGUGCAGGACACGACCAUAGACGACGACAAUUGGGAGUACACGCCGCCACAAUAUGGAACAUCCCACUGGCUUCCGGUGAUCAUCGGAACCGGCGUCGCCAUUUACGCCUUUCUAUUCUACUACCUUUGGUUCUAGUAUUUAGAUUAUCGAAACGCCCGCUAGAUCGACGCACGAUAUGUACAAUCGCGAAAAAUAAAAUUCUUUAUUUAUACCGAGA